AUGGGAUCUCCAAACAUUCCGAGCCAGUCAAACCUAACCAUCAUACUCAACAUGAACAUGGCAGAAAGUGAAGUGAAAGCUUCGCGGGCUCACGGAAAACCUCUAGUGGCUGUUGCAGGGCUGGGUAUAGAGACGUCUACCUUCUCGCCCGCACGCACGCGAUUGCCCGAGCAAUUCCGUCCUUCCCGCGGUGACAGUAUCAUGGAUGAUAAAUACAUUCGAUUUCUUGGCCCAGAUACUGAGCUCCGUCAUGCAGCCAACUGGCGUGGCGCUUUGAUUGGGCAGGCAGUACCCGGUGGGAUUGUGACAAGAGAAUUGUUUGACUCACUGGCUGCCGAGAUCUGUACCCGUUUGUUGAAGAUAGUGCUAGAUGCCAAGGCAGACAACGUGGCCCUAGAAGGCCUAUGGUUUGAUAUACAUGGCGCGAUGUGCGUGGAAGGCCUCUCGGAUGCAGAACAUGUUUUGCUUAAAAGAAUUCGAAGAGUCAUCGGACCUGACGUCCUGAUCAGUGCGUCGAUGGACUUACAUGGAAACGUGUCCAAGGAUCUGGCUCAUGAGUGUGAUUUGUUGACGUGCUAUCGAACUGCUCCACAUAUUGAUACCUGGGAGACCAAGGAAAGAGCUUGUCGAAAUCUCCUAGAGUUGAUCGAAGGCAAACACAGACAAGGACAUAAUUUCAAAAGACCGCUAAAAGCUUGGAUACCUAUCCCAAUUCUUCUGCCAGGUGAACAGACAAGCACAAGAGAUGAGCCCGCAAAGAGCCUGUACGAACGAGUACCGGUGGUAGAGGACAUGCAUGGCGUCAUUGAUGCCAGUGUCUGGGUCGGCUACGCAUGGGCUGAUGAACCACGCGAUCUUGCAGUAGUCGUGGUGACCGGUUGGGAUCGAAAGGCUGUCAAGAAGGGCGCCGAAGAUCUUGCGAAUUGUUUUUGGGAUGUGCACGAGGACUUUCAUUUUGUCGCCAAGACAGGCAACUACAAAGAAUGCAUUGACGCAGCAUUGAACAGCUCGAACAAUGAGAGGCCAUUUUUCAUAUCUGAUUCCGGAGACAAUCCGACAGCUGGAGGCUCCGGAGAUGUGACUUGGGGAUUGACCAGAUUACUAGAAAGACCUGAAUUCCAGCACAAGACAGGACCUAUUGUCAUAUAUGCAAGUAUCCCCGGUCCUGAAGCUGUGCACAUUGCCGCGAAAGCUGGCAUAGGAUCUACAGUCACUGUCACAGCUGGUGCGGAAGUGGACGAUCUCCAUUCUGGCCCGCUUACAAUGACAGGUCGUGUGCAUGCUAUCAAACAUGGCGAUCAGUAUGCCAGACUCGAAGUUGUACUGCAAAUUGGCACUGUGUAUGCUAUACUCACGGAAAUACGCAAACCAUACCAUCUUGAGAAAGACUACACGGACUUGGACUUGAAGCCUCGAGAAGCUGACAUGGUCAUCGUCAAGAUAGGGUAUUUAGAACCCGAGCUCUACGAUAUGGCUCAAGGUUGGCUACUAGCAUUAACUCCUGGUGGCGUCGAUCAAGAUAUCAAAAGGCUAGGACAUCUUCACGUUCAAAGACCGAUUUGGCCUUUGGACAAACACUUUGAGCAGAGGCCUGAUUUGACAGCGCGAUUCAUACCACCUUCGAAUGAACCCUUCACUUGA
Molecule: messenger RNA, 1641 nt
Organism: Lithohypha guttulata
Lineage: Eukaryota; Fungi; Ascomycota; Eurotiomycetes; Chaetothyriales; Trichomeriaceae
Exons: 1
Coding region: 1-1641 (546 amino acids)
Source: RefSeq, a predicted model, not a curated record